AUGAAGAGAUGUUUAUCGAGGAUGAUGUUAUGGAUGAAAGAAAGAAACAUCAAUGAAAAGAUUAGUGAUCCAGCAAAUUGGGAAAACAUGAAUCAGAAUUUAAGAGAUUUAAUCGUAAUGAAAGAUCCAGUAAGAGAUAAUGAUCUAUUCAAGAAUGAUGGGGUUCAAACUCAAUUGGCACAUGAUGGUGCGAAUGAUUGGAAAAAUAUUGAAAAUAAUUUGGCGUUUCGUGGAGAUAAUGAGGAGAUAUACCAAGAAAAUAGUGGUAUCUUCUCAAGCUUAAUUCAAAUGAUUGUUGAGUUUGAUCCUAAUGAAUUGAUACUUAUGCUAGCGGGUGAGAUCAAGAAAAUAAUCAUCGAGAAACUCAAAGAAUCCAAGUACUUUUUUGUGAUAAUUGAUUGCACUCCAGAUUUGAGUCACGAAGAACAAAUGUCUAUAGUAUUGAGGUGUGUUGAUAUUUCAACAAGUCCAGUGAAGGGACUUUUUGAUGAAUUAGUGAAUGCGUUAAAUAAUCUAGAAAUCAAUAUUAAUAAUAUAAGGGGUCAAGGAUAUGAUAGUGGUGCUAACAUGAAACGAAAACAUAAAGGGGUACAGAAUAGACUACUAGAAGUAAAUCCUAGAGCAUUUUACACUCCUUACAAUGUAAAUGGCCUUGCUCUUAAUCCUUUGUCUCAAACACGUUGGGAAAGUCAUGUUGAAAGUAUUAGAGCAAUAAGAUUCCAAGCUCCACAAAUAAUAAAUGCUCUACUUGAAGUGGCAAGAGUUGAUGAUCCUAAGACAAAAAGUGAGGCGAAGUGUUUGGCAACAUAUGAAAUAGAAAAUUUUGAAUUCUUACUUAGGAUAGUUAUUUGGUAUGAAGUGUUGAAUAAUGUUAAUAGAGUAAGCAAACAUUUGCAAACAAAGGACAUCCAUAUUGACAUUGCUAUAGACCAUUUAAAAAGGCUCAUUUCAUUUUUCAAAAGCUAUAGAGAAUCUAGGUUUGAAUCGAUCGUGAUCGAUGUUAAAGAGACUACAAGUAAAUUAGACAUUGAACCAAUAUUUCGUGAAAAAAGAGUUAUACGAAGAAAGAAGUAG
Molecule: messenger RNA, 1074 nt
Organism: Olea europaea var. sylvestris
Lineage: Eukaryota; Viridiplantae; Streptophyta; Magnoliopsida; Lamiales; Oleaceae
Product: zinc finger MYM-type protein 1-like
Exons: 6
Coding region: 1-1074 (357 amino acids)
Source: RefSeq, a predicted model, not a curated record